Molecule: messenger RNA, 2293 nt
Organism: Strongylocentrotus purpuratus (purple sea urchin)
Lineage: Eukaryota; Metazoa; Echinodermata; Echinoidea; Camarodonta; Strongylocentrotidae
Gene: efcab7
Product: EF-hand calcium-binding domain-containing protein 7
Exons: 14
Coding region: 106-1863 (585 amino acids)
Molecular function (GO): calcium ion binding
Source: RefSeq, a predicted model, not a curated record
AUGAAUAGGUGACCGUUUGACUUGAUUGACGUUUUCGAGAAACGGGCCCCUGGUAACGGUCGCAAACGGACUGUGUUUUAUGGAGAAACCUGUACCAAAUCUCCAAUGAGUAGAAAGGGUUCAUCAGCUAGCGUGAGUGCAAAGACUGUUAAGAGCAAACACAAUGAGACAGGGAAGGAUCCCAUAACGGCAGAAAUCAAGGCAGCAUACAUAGCUGUUCUCAAUCACAUAGACAAGGACAUCUCUUCAAAAGAUGAGCUGGAAAAAGUCCUCCAGCAAGCUGGAAGAAACCCUACACAGAAGACCAUUGAUAAAUACUGGACCAAGAAUACAAAGAAGUUAACAUACCAGGAGGUAUCUGAGAUCAUCGAGGAGUUGAAACCAACUACAGAAGACGAUCUACUCAAAGCUUUCAAGAAGAUAGAUGUCAAUGGAGAUGGAUUCAUUACACAGAGAGAACUUUCUAGGAUUCUCACACAGAGAGGUGAUAGAAUGAGUGAGAAGGAAGUAGAUGCUAUGAUUGCAGAAGCUGAUUCAGAUGGUGACAAGAAAUUAAAUUAUAAAGAAUUUUGUUGUAUGGUUAUGUCUACAACAAGCCGUUGUCAAGAGAGUAGUCUGAAACGAUUAGAGAGGAAAGAGAGAAAACAGAAGAGAGACCUCAAGAAGAAUCCAUCGGGCAGUAAGAAGAAAGACAAGAUGGGCGUUGAGAUGAGCCUCCCACCGAUCAGUAAACAGCAACCUUCAAUAAAGGAACCUAGUACCCUAACAGAUUGGUACCAUACCCAUACUAAAGGCUGCUUUCAUCUCGAUGAUGAACAGAAGAUUAUCUCCCAUCAGUAUGUCCUACAGGUUGAUGUGACGACGAAGCUCUGGUUGACUGUUAAGCCUAUCAAUGUAGGAGUAGUCAAAGCCUCUACUAAAGUUCCUAAGACGGAUGUCAAUGUAUUCAUUGUGAAACAGAAUGAACAUGGUCUGCUGGGAGAUGUUGUAUCCUUCACCAAUGUCAAGAACAAAGAGAAAUACUGUGUCCAAUGUGAGCUGCCAGCUGGUUCAUAUCGUCUCAUUCCCAUGACAACAGGAUGUCAUUUUAAGCCCAGGACCAGGACAAUCAAAGAGAAGGCUAAACUGAUCCAGCCCAAAGGAGAUGAAGAGUGUGAACUCACCAAAGAAUUUAAGAAUGCUUUGAAUAGUAUCUACGAGAUGGUAGAUCUAGACAGCAAUGGUUCUCUAUGUAGGAAUGAAUUCAACAUGUUUCAGCUAAGGACCGGUGGUGAAUCUGUUGAUGAUGAUGCCUGGGAGGUGGUGGAAGAGAACUUUGAACUCAAGAAAGGAGAACUUACAAGAAAAGGAUUCUUAGAUCUGAAUGAGAUGGAAGCCAAUGAUGGUUUUUCUGAAGGAGGAGAGGUCGAUGACCUUUGGGUCACACUCGGUUCUAUGGGAUUCGCUGAUGAUCUGACACUCGACGAGGCAUGUCCAUUCCUAGUGGAUAUCUACACUGAGCAUUGUCCAGCUGUGAUCAGAGCUCAACCACUACAGCGUGGUGGACCAACGUUACAGAAGAUCAUCUGUCAAUCGGUCAUUCAUGCUGCAGGCUUCACUAGGGUCAAGAUGAUAGGACAGGUCAAGCUUCAUACAUACAUGGGAGAUGGAAGGGUGACAUUCGUCAUGGAAAACACUGGUUCCAAGAAAUGUGGUAUGAAGCUGGAUUGCAGUAAGAGUGAGAACUGUCUCAUCAAUCAUGAUGCAAUGCUUCAGAAUGUACAGUGCCAUGCUGGAGCUUCUACGGUUGGUCUUCAUCUAGUUCCUAAGGAUGAAGAUAAAGAAUGGAUAAUCAACUGCCAAGAAACAUUAAUGACCUCAUGACCUCACUAGCCGUUUCAUCGUCAUUCUAGUACGGUAGAUGUUUGUAUAUAUCAGAACCUCUCAUCCUCUCUUUCUAUCUCUCCUGGCUCAAAAUCCUUUGUCGAGCCCUGUCUUAUAAAGAGUCGCAAUCGAUUUGAUUUGAUCGCAACUUGAUUUGAUCGCAACUCAAUCACAACUGUAUACUUGCAGUAAGAGGUAAGAGAUUAUAAAUUUGUGUUGCAUUAGAGGAUUAGUUUUUUUUAAAAUUCUUGUUACUUGGCCUAAAGAAAAAUAUUUCCCUGUGCAUAUAUUUUGUUAAAAUCAAUGAAUUUAAGGAAUUAAUCACUAGAUACUUAUUUUGGAUUUAGAUGAAGAAGAAAUAAAAUGCCAUAAAGUACUGAAUAGCAAGAGAGCUCUCCCUGGUGCUCCCCUCCCCCUCCACCAAAAAAAA